ACUGGGUGUUCAGUCCCCAGGUUCCCUCAGUCCCCAGAAGGAGCCGGCAUGGACAAUCUCCUUUAUAGUUUUGGAAGCAGGUUUGUUGCCAUGGAGUUCACAUUUUGACUGGAGUUGAGAAGUAUAAAGACUAAAAACUAAAGCCUGCAGAGACCUCUGAAGGAAAACCUGUCCCGGGCUCUGUCACUUCACACCCAUGGCUAACCCUGGAGGUGGUGCUGUUUGCAAUGGGAAACUUCACAAUCACAAGAAACAGAGCAAUGGCUCACAAAGCAGAAACUGCACAAAGAAUGGAAUAGUGAAAGAAGGCCAGCAAAAUGGGAAGCCACAUUUUUAUGAUAAGCUCAUUGUUGAAUCCUUUGAGGAAGCACCCCUUCAUGUUAUGGUUUUCACUUACAUGGGAUAUGGAAUUGGAACCCUGUUUGGCUAUCUCAGAGACUUUUUGAGAAACUGGGGAAUAGAAAAGUGCAAUGCAGCUGUGGAACGAAAAGAACAAAAAGAUUUUGUGCCACUGUAUCAAGACUUUGAAAAUUUUUAUACACGAAACCUUUACAUGCGAAUCAGAGACAACUGGAACCGGCCCAUCUGCAGUGCCCCAGGGCCUCUGUUUGACGUGAUGGAGAGGGUGUCGGAUGACUAUAACUGGACGUUUAGGUUUACUGGAAGAGUCAUCAAAGAUGUCAUCAACAUGGGCUCCUAUAACUUCCUUGGUCUUGCAGCCAAGUACGAUGAGUCUAUGAGGACGAUAAAGGAUGUUUUAGAGGCGUAUGGCACAGGCGUGGCCAGCACCAGGCAUGAAAUGGGCACCUUAGAUAAGCACAAGGAGUUGGAGGACCUUGUGGCUAAGUUCCUGAAUGUGGAAGCAGCUAUGGUCUUUGGGAUGGGAUUCGCAACUAACUCAAUGAAUAUCCCGGCAUUAGUUGGAAAGGGAUGCCUCAUUUUAAGUGAUGAGUUAAACCACGCAUCGCUUGUGCUUGGGGCCCGACUCUCAGGUGCAACCAUAAGAAUCUUCAAACACAACAACACACAAAGCCUAGAGAAGCUCCUGAGAGAUGCUGUCAUCUAUGGCCAGCCUCGAACCCGCAGAGCUUGGAAAAAGAUUCUCAUCUUGGUGGAGGGUGUCUACAGCAUGGAAGGUUCCAUCGUGCAUCUGCCCCAGAUCAUAGCUCUAAAGAAGAAAUACAAGGCUUACCUCUACGUAGAUGAAGCUCACAGUAUUGGGGCCGUGGGCCCAACCGGCCGGGGUGUCACGGAGUUCUUUGGACUAGACCCUCAUGAAGUUGAUGUGCUCAUGGGCACAUUCACCAAAAGCUUUGGAGCUUCAGGAGGUUACAUAGCUGGAAGGAAGGACCUCGUGGAUUAUUUACGGGUUCACUCGCAUAGUGCUGUUUAUGCUUCAUCCAUGAGCCCACCGAUAGCAGAGCAAAUCAUCAGAUCACUAAAACUUAUCAUGGGACUGGAUGGGACCACUCAAGGGCUGCAGAGAGUACAGCGACUUGCGAAAAACACAAGAUAUUUCAGACAAAGACUGCAGGAAAUGGGAUUCAUUAUCUAUGGCAAUGAGAAUGCUUCUGUUGUUCCUCUGCUUCUUUAUAUGCCUGGUAAAGUAGCGGCUUUUGCAAGACAUAUGUUAGAGAAAAAAAUUGGAGUGGUGGUCGUGGGAUUUCCAGCCACUCCCCUUGCAGAAGCUCGGGCUCGGUUUUGUGUUUCAGCGGCACAUACCCGGGAGAUGUUAGACACGGUUUUGGAAGCUCUUGAUGAAAUGGGUGAUCUCCUGCAACUGAAAUAUUCCCGGCACAAGAAGUCAGCACGUCCUGAGCUCUAUGAUGAGACGAGCUUUGAACUCGAAGAUUAAGUUUCCUGGUCCUGAAUGACACAUAAAGACUUUGCGAGAAAGACCUCCCUCCUUGCCUCACAAGGAAUAUAAAUGGAUUUCUCCCCCUUCCUCAGGACAAUUUUGGUUCCCAGACCAGCUUGAUUGAACUGAGGGAGACGUUGUUGUUUUUAAUGUCUCCAGCUUGGACUGCAGAGACAAAAACAUGAUUCCAGAUUUAAGUCUCUCUUCUUCCAAGUAUUCUACUAGAAAUACACACACACGCACUUCUGAGAAUAUUUUUAAUGGCAAUGAGCCUGUGUUUUAGCUACUACUGUGCAGACUCUUUCAGGGGUUCCAACCAAAUGCAAAUGAGAGAAUUUAAAAUUUUUAUUUAGUAAGUUCACUAUGUGUUUACUUAUUCCAUCUGCAGAUGUGAGUGAGUGUGGUGGACAGUAGCCACCUUCCUCGUUCCACUCAUAAAAGCAUCAGCUAGAACUCAUCUGUAUCAUGGGAAGUUCCAGGCAGGAGGUUAAAGAAAUGUUGUUUCUACCAUUUGUCACAUUUGGACGUUUUUCACAGACAAGUGUCAAAAGACAUAGUUAAUGUUUUGAGGGGGAAAGCAGAACUGAUCAACUGCAACUAGAGACAUCUUUGAAGGAAAUUUUCCUUUUCCUCUUGCUGGUCUCCUACAGUUUUACAGCUGAGCUUCUGAGGUUUGGAAAAUUCAAGAUGUUUGUUUCAUAAGAAAGGGGGCAGAAAGCAAGCACAAGACACUUUUAGGUCUAGACUAAAACAGUAGUUACAACAAUUUGAACCUUGUUGGUGCCGUGCACAAUGAAUGCUUACCCUGCACAGCCUCUAUUAACUUAAGAAAUUUGUUGUCAUUUUCCUAUUGAAUUUUGAGUAAAUGGUGAAAUUCAGUGUCCUUUAGAAUUGACUCCCAAGACUAUAUUUGAAGAAUGCGUUGAUUCAAGAAGGACAUUUAAAAGCAAAUUCUAACUUUUUCAAGACCAACACCCUGAUUUAGGCCUAUUAAAUUGUACUAUCACUUGUCACAUGCCCUCUGAAUUGGGAGAAAGUGGGCUUGCACACUUUGAGGUAACUAACUGUAAUUUACUUGUGUUCUCUCUUUCUCCUCAAUAUGAACACAAACUUCUAUGGAAAAGUAGCCUUUUGUUAAUCUGAUCUAGUUUGUACGGAAAAAGCCCAUGGAGAACCUUAUCUUUAACAAGCUCCCAGAUGGUGCCCAGAUUUGGAAACUCUAAAGAGCAGUGGUGACCUUUUAGCAAAGUUUCUGUAACAGUUCGAAUGAGUUGCAGAACAUUCCACUCCAUCAAAUGACACUGUAAACAAAUCACUUCAAGAGAGGCUUGGCUUUGUGUGGCACAGAUGGACCCACACUUUCAUGCUGUGCACUGAGAUAGAAACUCCACCCGCAGCGCCUGCAAUGGAUGGAGCAAUGUGCCCUGAUGCUCAAAGCAUAUUAAAGGAAAAAAAGUGAUCAGCACGGAAAGUUUUUUAUGGGGAAAUUAUAACUCCAAGUGGGUGCAUUGGUUUAAAAAUGGAUCACAAUGAUAGAGUUCUUCAUGAAUGUUUACAAGUUGUAAGGAAUACCAUAGUGAAAGAGGAAAAGAAGUGGGUUCUGAAAAUGCCGUCUCCCAUUCAAUGAUUUUGAUAACAAAAUUCCAACUCUUCUCAAUGAAACUGAUGCAGCAUUAUUUGUGCAAAGAAAAUGUGUCAUAAAUAUGCAAAGAAAGGGAGACAUACUGUUCUCAUCUCUUGAAUAUGUGCAUUUAAAUGAAAUGCUUGCUAGUUAAUUGUCCAAACUGCAUAAAUGCCUUGAGUUCUAUAAAGGAAACAGGAGGUCAAAAAGAUAGCGAGAUAUCUAGUCCUUCCACAAGCUAUGGAAAGCAAUAAACAUCUUCUUUCCUUUCUGCAUCUGUCUGUGAUCUUUACACACACCGUCACAUCUACCCUUCAAGUUUUAAGCCCCUAGACGAGUGUCUUCACGAGCAGGAAUGUCCACUAUUAUUACUUUCAUGGAGGAUAUUGGGUCUAAUUCAUCGUGGGAAACUACGUACCCACCCAGCGUGGAGGGCAGGGAGGAAGUUAGUCUCUUUUCAUCAAGAUCCAAGAGUGCAGGGGCAAUUUAUUACACUCAAUGUACAAAACAAAAGGACCUGUUUCUGUCAGAGAGUCCAUGUUGAAUAUACAGGUACGAAAACAACUGUUGAUAUACAGGUAUAAUCCAAGUAGAAUGCUUCCACAGUGCAUUAGAAGGUGCCCAAGCUCCACAGGGCCAAUAAUAUUAGAGUAUAUGUCAUAUAGAAUAAGGUUAAUUAGGAGGGUGAUUGUGAAUAAUGAGAUUUUUAACUUUUUUAACAAAAAACUCUCAAAUGCUAGGCUAAUAAGUUCAUUAUUUUAAUUCAUGAUUAAAAUUAUUUGAUUAUUGAGUCUUGAUAACUAUAUCAGAGCCAAAAAUGUCUCUUUGGUUAGAUCUGUUGGAAAAGAGAAUUUUCUAUAAUGUUAUGUGCCCUAAGCCCUUCUGUUCACAUUUACACACAUGCACACACACACACAUAUGCAUUUUUCCUUCACGGAGUAAGCAAGUGUGUAGAGGUAUAGAUGAAAAUCUGGUUGGCUGAGAAAUAAAUGGAAGAUAUUCUUGAAAAUGACCUUCAGGAAAGCAGAAGAUAAAGGUUCCAGAUGAUAUUUGUAAGGAGGCUAUCUCUGUAUAAGGAAAUGGCAUAGACUUAUUCCUAAUCUCAUUAUGAAACAAUAGUGUCAUGGACGUUUAACCAUAUUGCCUUUUAGCAUGCUUUGAUUUGACAGAGACUACAGGCUUUAGAAUUUACUAGGAAGCUGGUUAAAACCCAUACCACUGGGCCCUACACCAGACCUUUACCGAAACAUAAUAGUUGUAGUGCCCAGGAAUCCACAUUUUUAACCAUCCUUCCUGGGUGAUUCUAAUCUAUGCUAAAAUUUAAGAACAUUAUUCAAACUCUAAUUUGAUAAAUCAAUUGACUCUAAUAGCAGGAACCUUGUUCUGAUUCUCUCAUUCAUAAUUAAGUGUAUAUAUACUGGUAAAAUUAAUUUAUUCCACAGUCAACCUUCUCAUUGAGACAUUUUGUUCCCAUUUUCCAAGUAACUUCUCUUUCUACAAAAAUGGAUCCAAUAUUGAAGAACAAUCUGCCAUUCAUUUGGGUAAAAUUAUUCCUUCUUCAGUUUUCCGUAUCAUUUCCUAUUAGAUGUCCAUUUGCUUUGAAUGUGGCAUCUUUCUUUUCUUUCUUUCUUUUUUUUUUUUUUUUUGAGACAGAGUUUUGUUCUUCUUGUUACCCAGGCUAUAGUGCAAUGGCAAGAUCUCGGCUCAUUGCAACCUCCUCCUCCCGGGUUCAAGCUAUUCUCCUGCCUCAGCCUCCUGAGGAGCUGGGUUUACAGGCAUGUGCCACCAAGCACAGCUAAUUUUCUAUUUUUAGUAGAGACAAGGUUUCUCCAUGUUGGUCAGGCUGGUCUUGAACUCCUGACCUCUGGUGACCCUCCCGCCUCGGCCUCCCAAAGUGCUGGGAUUAAAGGCGUGAGCCACCACACCCAGCCUGAAUGUAGUAUCUUUCUUCUGUUUUCUUUUCCUGCUCUUUAAAAAACAACCUUCAACCUCUGAUUAUUUAUUUAUUCCAACAACAGCUCUUCAGUAGGGUAACAGUCUUAACAGUUCUUUGAACAAACAAUACUCUUUUGUAUUUUUCGUCAGAGAUAGCAAAUAUUAUAAAUGGCCUACUCUGAUUUAAAAACCUAAGUUCUGAUGAUGAUGAAACAUUAACUCUUAUAUAUUUUGAUUUGUAGCAAUAAUAACAAUUGUAAUAACAGCAAUGAGAAAAGCAUCUGGUGAAUUUUUGGCAAUGUUUCCUGGUCUCAAACAGUAAGAACAACAAUUUGAAGUCUGUUCUUUAGAAUGCCCUAUUCAGCUGCAUAAUGUUUAGAAAAUUAAAAAGUGUCUGUAUUUUAAAUAUUUUUAGGUAAUUAUUGUGGGACAUUGUCUUAUGGUGUCAUGAUGUACAUGGGGUGUGCAUGUGUAUGUGUGUGUGUGUGCAUGUGUCUGUGCGUGUGUGAGAAAGAGAGAGAGAGAAAUGUAUGUUUCACUGAAACAUUUGAAAUGACCAAUUUCACUUUAUUGUGCCUGUAAAAUGUUAGUUUUAAAAUAAAUAAAAACAAUAUGAAAAUAAUUGAUGGUUUUCUGUUGAUUUAGUUUAGGUUACCCUGAAAAAAGACUGAGGUAGAGAUUUGUAUUUAGGAAUUCCACUGGGAAAAUUGGUAAGGGUGGCUGGAGCUGGCUUGCAUUGUCAUAAGAACCAAUUGUGCACAUUUCUUUCUAAUUCCUCAUUCAAUGACGUCAGAUUGGUAGCUUGAAAUUGGCCACAAUGGGAGUAUUUACACCAUGGAAAUUGGCAGACACUACAAGUCAGGGCUCUAGAGAGCUGGCUGUUAAACAUUUACUAGCACACCACUGAGACCACCUACAAUGGUACAAUACCAACGUAAGAGUAAGGGAACAGGAUUGGAAAGAGAAAGAAGUUGAACAAUGAUGUUAUCAUAGCAAAGGCCUCAGCCAAUUCCAUGGAAACUGUGCAACUGAGAUGGUCCUUUAGGGUCAAGUCAAAUUGACAAGGAUGCCAGAUGCAAGCUAUCAGUAGAGGUGUGGGGCCAGGCAUUACCUUGGGCAGGUCUAUUGAGGUGAGAAAAAUGCCUGGGAAGGGACUUAGCUGUGAUUUCUUAUUUUUUAAAUGAUUUCUAAUUGAUUCAUUUUUUAAAAGUUUUAUAUCAGAAAAUGUUAAACAUACAGUAAAAUCGAAUAGUAUAAUGAGCCCACAUGCACCUAUUACCCAGCUUCAAACAUUAGCAAUUUAUGGCCAGUCUUUUCUUCUAUUCCCCCACCCAUUUGACUCCCUCUC
This is a messenger RNA of Symphalangus syndactylus (siamang), 6762 nucleotides long. It is a transcript of the gene SPTLC3, whose product is annotated as serine palmitoyltransferase long chain base subunit 3. Gene Ontology annotation, cellular component: serine palmitoyltransferase complex. Gene Ontology annotation, biological process: ceramide biosynthetic process; sphingosine biosynthetic process. Gene Ontology annotation, molecular function: pyridoxal phosphate binding; serine C-palmitoyltransferase activity. Lineage: Eukaryota; Metazoa; Chordata; Mammalia; Primates; Hylobatidae. The record is from RefSeq and is a predicted model, not a curated record.